CUCCAGAUUUACCUUCACGAACGCACGCUGCCAGACGGUCUCGUAAACAGAAGUAAAUUUUCUCUAAAGUGUCUUUUCCUACUGCGAUACUAUCCUUAUCUCUAAUCUUAGAACAAUGAAAGUGACGGUGAAAAUAUUACAAGGGAGUGAGUGUAAUCUAGAGGUAUCUGGAACUACUAGAAUUCGUGAUCUAAAGGAUAAAGUUGAAAUAAUCCUUAAUGUAUCACCAAGUGCGCAGAGACUCGUAUUUAGAGGGAAAACACUGACAGACGAGACCUCCCUAGAAGAGGCAGGCAUAACUGAUGGAGCGAAGAUUCACCUCAUGGUCAAAAAGGGAGAAUUAUCAUCUCCGUCCCUAGGUGCAAGCUCUUCGAAUAGUGUAUCAUCAAAUCCCACUGUUGAUUUCUUCGCACAGUUAGACACCUUUCUUCGGAAACAUUUAACUCAAGAACAGACCACGCAGGUUGUCAAUGAGUUCAGAAAGAAUUGCCAGUUAAUGAUGGACAGUAUGAACUUCGACGACAUUGAAAGAUUCGCAGCAAGUAACUUCACAGAAUUUUAAUUAGGAACAUUUUUUAUAGUUCAUUUUCUUUGUGAAGGGAGUGCUGAUUUCAUAUCAAUGAACAGAGUGUGAUCAGUGUAUCAUAUUGAAAAGCCGUUUUUGUAACAGUAUAAUAUAUGUUACUGAAAAGUUCUUGUGUAUCUCUGAAUCACAAUGUAUGUAAUGCUGGUUUAUUUUCUGGAAAAAAAGGAGAAAAGAGACUAUGAAUAGAUUCAGUAAUGCGAUUAUUUUUUUUCAUUAUUGUAAUCAACUAUAUUCAUUUGUGUCAUAUGAAGUUAUUUCAUUUUCUCCAUGUAUUAUUGUGUGAAUGUUUGUGCAGUCGUGUAGAACCAUGUACCAAACUUGCCUCUUCCUAAGUGUAUUAGGGCCAUUGAUAGUAUAUGUAAGUAAAAUGCAGUAAAAGCUUUGUUUUCAGAUACUGUUAAUAAAGUGCAAAUUUUGUAUGAUAUUUAAGAGGAAUGUUUUUAAAGAUAGUGCUUAGCUUUAAAAGAGUAAACCAGUCUGUGGUGGCUUACACUAUGAUUGUUCAAGCGAGGGACGAGAAAUAAUUGAACGGUUAAUGGUUAAAAAACAUAAUUGUGCUACACAUCAAAGAAAUGAUUGAAGCAUCUUUGUGAAUUGUUUACAUGUAGAAAUAUACGAUUAAAGGAUUUUUUUUUCAGAAUAUUUUUUAUGGUUUUAUUAUAUAAAUGCGACAAUGCAUUGAUGAAAGUAGCAAGUUUGAUAUAUAUUUUUUUCAUUUUUUGCUUCUUUUUUUUAAACAUUCAAACAUAAUGUGUGAAUCCUAUGUCUACUGAAAGGGUUUUGGCAUAAGAUGAAGUAGGAAAAAUAUAUUGGAGAAUAAUAUAUAUGAAACUAAAAUAGGAAUUCAUUUGUCAUGUUUGUAAGAUGACAGGGAAGUAUUUUUCAUAUGUUUGAAUACAGGGGUGAGAUUUAUACCAAAUACUGUUUAUUAGAUCAUGGAAUUGUAGGUGAGUGAACUGGCAUUAAUGAGGAUUCAGCCUUUUGAAAAUGAUUUAGCUCAGGUUUUUAAAAUUUCUUGGGAUAAAGUAUGUUGCACUUCCUACCCAAUUGUAAAGAGCAGACAUAAUAACUUCUUACACUCGAAUUAGAGUUGACAAGAAUUGUAUGGAACUAGGUAUGGUUAUUAACAAACGAAUUAAUUUGGUAAACAAAACUCUCUGCACAUCAUUUGCUCAAGAAUCCUUGUGUUUGAACUAAUUUUCAUGUUACUUUGUAGCGAGAAUUGACACAACCUAAAUUCAAUUUUGGCACUUACAACCUUCGACUUCACUUUACAAACAUUCUUUUGAAAUAUGAAUAAUAAAUAUCAGACAAAAAAAUCAUACUUUAAUUAUGUUUGUCCUCUCUGAUAUGAAUUCAAAAUACUUUUUUUCUCACGAGUAUGCAAAGUGCAUUACACUGCAAUAUUGAUGAGAGUUACAGUUUUAUAUUGUGAAACUAAAUGCUCGGUCAGUAUAUUAAAGGCAUGGAAAUCAGGUAUGUGAAGAUUUUGCAGAAGACAACAAAUAAUUUUGCUUAUACAUUUUCCUCCUGUUAGAUUUGCGGUACAGUACAUAUUGACCCAAUGCCACAGGAAAAUGUUGCCUUCACUUUAGUAUUGUUUUGUUGAUUGUUUCUGCACAUAGAUGGUUCUGCCAGUGCUUAGCCACAAAGGAUUCAGUAAGUAGAUCUUGUGACCUUGUCUUUCCUUGGAAUAGCAGGAAAAUGUUUUUUUUCUUACUAAUGCUAUCGAUAUCGACAGUUUUGUUAAAAACAUUAUAAUUACUAUAUUGUUAUUGACUUUACUAACAGCAGUAUUAAAUACUAGAAAAUAUAAAAAAUCAAGGAAAAGGGUGAACAGGUAAGAUAGGUAGUUCUUGUAAUCGGCUCAUUGGUAACUGAGUACUUGUGGAGCCAUCUAUAUGUAAAAACAGUUACUAAAUUAAACACAGUGGGCAGGGCAUGUACGCACAUGCCAUCCCCGGUGGCAAGUGGUUAAGAUAUCCCCACUUAUUUAUUUAUUUUUUUUAUUUAGAUAAAUAAAAACAGUAUAUUUCUUUUCUGAUAUUUUGCUUAGCUCAUUUGUAUAUAUCAAAUUUAAGGUUUGUAUGCAGAUUUCCCCCAGGACCAUUUGUAUAUAUAUAUAUAUAUAUAACUUUGUGAUGCUCUGUUUCUUAUAAGCACUGUCAUUUUCUUCUUAAGGCACUUUCUUUGUAUGUGUUUUGUUAAACAGACAGACUUUUAGUACAUAAAUAAAUUUGUGUGAGAGAAGUAUUAUUUUCAGAAAAUGGGGUGAAAGUUUUUCAACAGAAAAAUCUUGAUAUGAAAAUAUUUUGUCAUGUUACAAUAUGUGAAAAGAUAAAAUGUUGAACACAAACUUUAAAGUGGGAGGAAAUAAACAAGAAUGCAGGUACAAGUUUCAUAUUAUAAGAGGAAAAUAAAUUAGAAUUUUCAGUCAUGGUAAAAUUGUAUAUCCUGUGGAAGAGAAGGAAUGGUAAAUAGUGAACUAUACAGAACUGCUUAUGUGGGCAUGAAAUACAUUGUUUAUGACCCGCGAAAUGUUAAGAUAUAAUUUUUACUUCAUGCAAAUGAAAACAUAGUAGAAAAGUUAGGCCUCUAAAGGGAUCACAGUUUCGUGUCAAGUGUUAAAUAUCCUUGAUGUUGAAAAUAUGGUUUUAUGUUUUAACCUUGUUUCAGCAUAUUGAGUAUAUACAAUGAGAAGUAUAAGAGACUGUAUUGUUAUUUUUGGGAAAAAUAAAAGCAUUUUCAACCUGCACCAAUUAUU
This is a messenger RNA of Penaeus vannamei (Pacific white shrimp), 3350 nucleotides long. RefSeq names its product ubiquitin-like protein 4A. Gene Ontology annotation, biological process: post-translational protein targeting to endoplasmic reticulum membrane; tail-anchored membrane protein insertion into ER membrane. Gene Ontology annotation, cellular component: BAT3 complex. Lineage: Eukaryota; Metazoa; Arthropoda; Malacostraca; Decapoda; Penaeidae. The record is from RefSeq and is a predicted model, not a curated record. Gene Ontology annotation, molecular function: protein-folding chaperone binding.